Molecule: messenger RNA, 1126 nt
Organism: Pogoniulus pusillus (Red-fronted tinkerbird)
Lineage: Eukaryota; Metazoa; Chordata; Aves; Piciformes; Lybiidae
Gene: PPP1R14D
Product: protein phosphatase 1 regulatory inhibitor subunit 14D
Exons: 6
Coding region: 629-1009 (126 amino acids)
Biological process (GO): regulation of phosphorylation
Cellular component (GO): cytoplasm
Molecular function (GO): protein serine/threonine phosphatase inhibitor activity
Source: RefSeq, a predicted model, not a curated record
UCUUGGCGCCCUGAUCCUCCUCACCUGGAGACCCGAAUCCUUUCCUAAAGGAAAAGAGAAGACAGGUGAAGCUACGAGGGACCGUAUCCAGCCCGUGUGGAAUUCCUUGGAACCAAAGAAAACAUAAGUUGUCUUUCCCUGCUAUAAAAUGUCAGUCCUUGAACACCAAAACAGAGCACUGUUUGGAGGCAGGCACCCAACACCUGGCAGUGUGUGUCCUUUGGACUGGAGCUACCUUGCAAAAAUCUGCCUGUGCUGGGCCAGCAAAUCAACCUUUGAAAAGUCAAUAGUUGUAAACACGUGAUGGGAUGAGCAAGAGGGUUUGGAAGGUUUCUAACAGAUGUUAUUACAACAACUCCUCUGCCUGCCUCCCUGCUCCCGUCAGCACAGCCAAUGGUGAAACCCAAGAGCCUGCAGCUCUAACUCUGCCUGCAGAGCCUGGCUGCUGCCCUGGCUUUCUGGUCUCCCCCACCUGUCUCCCUGGGAUCACCGAUGCUGCUCACCUCUGACAUCUGCGAGUAGUUUGUGCUGUGAGCCACAGAGGGGCCUUGCUUAAAGGAGACAGAGAAACGGAGUCAGAGAGCCCACAGGAGGACAGUUGCAGCUGUUGGAGGAGGAAGCAGUGAGCAUGGCCAGCGACUCCAGCGCACUACCCCGGGUGACUUUCCAGACACCGGAGAAGCAUGGGGAGGAAUCAUCACACAGGAAACUGGGCAAGUUAACCAUAAAGUACAACCGCAAGGACCUGCAGCGCUGGCUAGACCUGGAGGAAUGGAUCAACUCCCAGCUGCAGCAGCUGUACCAGUGCCGGCUAAGAGAGGAAACAGAGGCAGCAGCACCCGAACCACAAAUUGAUCUUGAAGAUCUCCUGGAGGUCCCUAAUGAAGAACAAAAACUAAAACUACAGGAAAUCCUCCAUGAGUGCUCCAGCCCAACAGAGGACUUCAUUACAGAAUUGCUGAGUAGAUUGAAAGGUCUCCGGAGAGUCACCAAUCCUCAGAAGAAAUGACCUUGCCCACAUGGAACACCCAGCUUUGGUCACAAGGAAAUGUGCCUCUUCCCCACAAAAGCCAGCAUCAGCAACAUCACUUCAGAAUAUGUUUAGGACUUACUGUUAGUGAGGAAC